AUGACAUCCAAGAAGGUGUCCGCCCUCAAGUUUGUUGGGACUAUUUCCCUUGGUCUCUUGACAGGCACAUCAUAUACCCUCUCUACGCUGACGAUUCCCUCCCUCCUCGAGCUUCCGUCUGCCUCGACCGCAGCCAAGGCCUUCCGAUCCCUAUCAUCGACGGCAGCGACUCACCUCACCGCCCUGACGAGCAUUUCCGGCACAGCUUUCGCCCUUGCCUUUGCGCUCUCACCACGCGGCUACAGACAUCCCUUCCUCCUCUACACGUCUCUCUUCUGCUUCGGAACCCGCCUGACCGACUAUGUGACCCCAUUUAUCUUCGGUACCUCGACCUCGGGCUCCUCCGCCGCCGCGCAACGACGCGCAGCCGUCCAAGCCCGCAAGGAAAAGCAAGCUGCCCGGCAUAUGGAAGCCAGCUACGAGGUUCUUGGCGAUUCGCAUAGUGAGGAGGGUACCGCGAGCACGAGUGGUGAGGAGCUUGAGGAGGACGUCAACGGCGAGGAGGUGCGCAGCGAUGUCGAGUUCUUCGUCCGAAACCAGCUGGUACAGACCGCCAUGGCCAGCAUCGGCUUCAUGAUGGCCGUCACCGGCAUCUGGGGUGAUGGCGCGGCGGAUGUCGCCGAGACUCUGAUUGUCGCGCUAUAG
Molecule: messenger RNA, 645 nt
Organism: Anthostomella pinea
Lineage: Eukaryota; Fungi; Ascomycota; Sordariomycetes; Xylariales; Xylariaceae
Source: the annotation of a GenBank genome assembly